This is a messenger RNA of Penicillium cinerascens, 1587 nucleotides long. RefSeq names its product sugar porter family MFS transporter. The transcript is spliced from 12 exons. The record is from RefSeq and is a predicted model, not a curated record. Bases 1 to 1587 code for a protein of 528 amino acids. Gene Ontology annotation, biological process: carbohydrate transport; transmembrane transport. Gene Ontology annotation, molecular function: carbohydrate:proton symporter activity. Lineage: Eukaryota; Fungi; Ascomycota; Eurotiomycetes; Eurotiales; Aspergillaceae. Gene Ontology annotation, cellular component: membrane.
AUGCAUGCCUCAUGGAAAAUGUACCUUUACGGCAUCGCGCCAUGCACUGGCGGCGUGGCGUUUGGCUAUGAUACGGGCUCGAUGAGCGGUAUCCUAACGAUGCCUCAAUUCCUCAGCUAUAUGAAUUACCCGGGAAACUUCCUCCAGGGUGGAAUCACCGCUUCCAUCCAGGCUGGUUCUUUUGCCGGAUCGCUUCUCACGGGCGCGUUCCUGGCGGAUCGACUGGGCCGUCGCAAGACCCUCCUCUUGGGCUCUUUGAUUUUCACCAUCGGCGUGGCCAUCUCGUGCGCUUCUAACGGUGUCGUUCAACUUGUGGCUGGACGUGUGAUUAACGGAUUGGGUAACGGAUGCCUGGCGAUGAUGGUCCCACUAUACCAGAGUGAAAUUGCCCCUUCUCAAAUCCGCGGUCGCAUCGUGUCUCUCCAACAAUGUUGUAUCAACUUGGGUAUCCUUGUCGCUUUUUGGAUCCAAUAUGGAUCAAGUUAUCUUCCCGGUGACGCGUCAUGGCGACUAGCAAUAGGUCUCCAAAUGGUCCCGACGGUUUCCCUUCAUAUUACGAUGUGGUUUAUGCCCGAAUCACCUCGUUGGCUGGCCCAGCGAGAUGAGCACGAGAAGGCGUUGAAGGUAUUGGCUCGGUUGCAUGCGAAUGGCGACGUCAACGAUCCAUUUGUCCUGGCAGAGUUGACUGAGAUCGAGGCCAAGAUUCAGUGGGAGCGGGAGAACCCGCCACCGGGGUAUCUCGAGAUGCUGUUUGGAUGGGACCGCCGUCGUACGUGGCUGGGAAUUGGAGUGCAAUUCUGGCAACAAGUCACGGGUAUCAAUGUCAUCAUGUACUACGCUGUUUUCCUAUUCCAACAAGCCGGUAUCCAAAAAACGCAAGGCUCGCUUCUGGCCAAUGGUAUCCAGGGAGUCGUGCUCAACGUCUUUACCUGGCCCAGUAUGUUCUACAUGGACAAGUGGGGUCGUCGGACGCCCAUGGUGAUUGGUGGUAUUGGCAUGGGCAUCUCCAUGAUGUUGAUUGGAACCCUUAUGAAGACGACAGGUAGUCCGGUGUACGAUUCGCUCACGAAAAAGACCAAUUUCCACUUCAGCAACAAAUCCGCGUCAAAUGCUACGAUUGCUUUCGUGUAUAUCUAUGUCAUGACCUUUGCUCUGACGUGGGCCUGUGUCGCUUGGGUUUAUCCUCCAGAGCUAUUCACGACAGGCUCCCGUGGACGUGGAACAUCCAUGACCUCGGCGACAAACUGGUUUGUGAAUUUUUGGUUCGCUCUCUACAUCCCCACCGCGAUGAAUAAGAUUUCCUGGAAACUGUACAUGGUUUUCAUGACUCUCUGCUUCACCAUGGCUAUCGCGGUGUUCCUUUUUUAUCCGGAAACUGCCCAGAAGUCUCUCGAAGAAGUGGAUUUCCUAUUUGACAAGAGUCGGACUGUUUGGGUAUUCCGCGAUCGACAGGCCCGCAAAGUGGGCGCCAUUUUCAAACGCGACAUGGCUCAUGGCGAGGCUCUCACCGAGUUCAAUGACAAGAGGAUUGAUUCCGCUCAUAUUGAUCAUGUUGAAGUGACCACCAAUUCCUCCGAUGCCGCAUGA